GGUACGGUGCUGGUCCAGGGAUGGGAAUGGGUCCAGGAGGAGGCGGUGGAGGCGGCGGAUCAGGUGGUGACGUGCAGAACGGGAGCAAUGGCGGCUCUGGUGGCGGCAACGCGGGGAACGCAGCGCUGUCGGCAGCAGCCAUGGUGGCCGCCGCCACUGCUACCGCCACAGCCACCGCCUCUGUUGUCAUGGCCCAGGAGCGUCAGCAACAAGGCCACAAUCCCCAACCCGACCACAAUUCCCAUCAAUACUCACAGUGGGGCACCGAGAUGCGGACGACUUGUGUUGUGUGUCGACCCGUGGCGCACUGACGGCUCACUUGCGCGUGAGAUGAACUCCGAAAGGGAGGGGAAAUAUGCGGAAUUUUCCGGGUAUCUGCUCGGAUCCGACGAUGCCUCGUUGCCCUCGCUGACGAUUCUUCAUCAGCCGAGCGAAAUAGAAAAUGACUGGAGCGAUGAGUUGGGGAAAGCCGGGAAAACCUUGACGAGGGCGGGAAAUGUGUGUCAAUCCUUGGGUCAGGCCCGGGAAAUCACGAGCCCUUGCGAUCGACUGCGGGAGAACCUGUGCGAAAAUAUGUUUCCGCGUCGGGCCCUGUCGUCGACAAGGCGCUACAAGAGCACCCGAACUGAGCAUGCGGGCUGGGAAAGGAGCCAGAUUCUUUUCCAUUUCCCUUCUCCCUCAUCGGGCUUCUUUGCCUCCCCGCCUGGCGAUCCCCGAGGAUCCCUGGGCCUCCUCCUCGCCCACCACAUUCGAGCUGGCUUCUGGAGAUCUCCUACUUUACCUGCCUCGCUAACCCCUCUUCAUUCGCAGCCCCUCCCGUUUCAUCGCUCAACUUGGCGACAGAAGAAUGCCAAUAUUUCUGUGUUCUCUACAGAGUUACAAUACUUUGCUUCUCGAGGUCGUGAUUCAAAAGCUACACUUGGUCGGGCUUCUGGCUGCCUCAACGUGUUCUUUCUCAAAUUUCCGCCUGCAGCACAGAAAAAACUUUUCGAUGAACAUCUGCCGGAACCCGUUCCGACUUGA
This is a messenger RNA of Notodromas monacha, 1023 nucleotides long. Lineage: Eukaryota; Metazoa; Arthropoda; Ostracoda; Podocopida; Cyprididae. The record is from the annotation of a GenBank genome assembly.